Molecule: messenger RNA, 1117 nt
Organism: Phalaenopsis equestris
Lineage: Eukaryota; Viridiplantae; Streptophyta; Magnoliopsida; Asparagales; Orchidaceae
Exons: 7
Coding region: 175-894 (239 amino acids)
Source: RefSeq, a predicted model, not a curated record
CAAUUCUCUGCCACAUAAGUGACGUUCGCAGGCAGAUAAACGCGACCCUCCUCCGCCUUUCUCUCCCGUCCUUCUCUUUAGCUUUGAUCGACCUUCCGGUAUCGGUCUCCAAGGCGAACAGUGAGGCAUGCCCUUCUCCGAUUGCGGGUCCGACGCCCGAAGAGCGGAUCGUAGAUGAUGGCCUCCGCCGGCGGCGAGUCGAGUGGUGGCCAUGAUCGGUGGGAGGCGUCUGAGCGCGGUUCUCUCUCACGAGGGAUCAUCUUCUUCGGAUUGAUAGGCGCCAUUGCCUCCACUGUUGCGGCUGCUCGUUUGCGUAGGACUGUUGAUUGGGUCUACAAUCAGCUGAGAUUGCGAUCUAAUUCUUCGUGGUGGGAUGAGAAUACCAAUUUUUUUCGAGGAAAUUACAGUGAGCAAGCUCAGAAACGAUAUAACACCAGAAUGCAAGAGGAGUAUGAGGAAGAAAUGGAGAGACUGGAGCGUAUAAGACGUAUGCAAAGUGUGUUUAACAGAGAGAGAAGUAAAAUCAAGAAGACUUAUGAGAGCUGGCAGAAUCAAGGAGGACCUGGUGCUUAUCAGCAUUCCCCAAGGAAUGAUUGGUAUUGGGAGGAAGAUAUUUCUUUCAAAGAGAGUAAACCUAAUUUUAGAGCAGCACCUAGGGGCCCUAGACCAAGCGGACAUUAUAUUUGGUCACACCAUUAUGCAGUUUUAGGCCUCGACAGGUCAAGAGCAAACCCAUAUUCAGACCUUGAAAUUAAGACUGCUUUUAGAGCAAAAGCAAUGGAAUGCCAUCCAGAUCAGAACCAAGAGAACAAAGAGGCUGCUGAGGAAAAAUUUAAAGAAGUUCUCAAGUCUUACGAAGCAAUAAAGUCAGAGAGAAGGAAUGAAAGGUAUUGACAAAAAAAUUUAGAAAUUUGCAAUCCUCAAAUCUAAAAAUUUGCAGAAUAGAAAACAUAGGUGCUUGGUGUUAUACUUGAAGGUCUCUAGUUCUUAUGUGUUCGCUGAUAAGAGUUGACAUUCACUGAUUUUUUUUCUUGUAUUAACCAGCGUGAUGUAUGAGUAAUUAAUAUGAUAUAUGAUUGAUUAUUAGUUUUCUUCUCUGAUGAAGCCCAUUGUUGUA